Molecule: messenger RNA, 1526 nt
Organism: Hibiscus syriacus
Lineage: Eukaryota; Viridiplantae; Streptophyta; Magnoliopsida; Malvales; Malvaceae
Product: enoyl-[acyl-carrier-protein] reductase [NADH], chloroplastic-like
Exons: 13
Coding region: 189-1364 (391 amino acids)
Biological process (GO): fatty acid biosynthetic process
Molecular function (GO): enoyl-[acyl-carrier-protein] reductase (NADH) activity
Source: RefSeq, a predicted model, not a curated record
AUCAACCACUUCGAUUUCAUCGAAACCACCAAAACAAGAGACCCAAACCCCCGUUUAUAUACUUCAUCAUCUUUUCUUUUUAUACCAUUUAAACACAUUCCCACCCAUCUUCUCCUUCUCCUUCUCCUUCUUUGCUUUGAACCGUUAUUAACUUUGGGCGAUUCAAAUAAGAAAAAAUAAAAGAAAAGAUGGGAACGGCAGCAGCACCUGGUUCUUACAUUGCAAACAUCAAGCCUUGUAUUCCUUCUUCUCGUAAAAUACUUGUUUCAAGCACGGUGAACAUCAGCACUGAGCAUAAAGAAGCGUCUUGGACAAGGCUUGCAAGCUUCUCUAACAUCUCAUCAAGGCAGCCGUUCCUCCAUAGUAUCACUUCAAAACCUGUGAGAUUUGAAAAGUUUGUUACAAGAGCAUUGUCUGAAGCAAGUGACAACAAGCCUUUGCCUGGACUUCCUAUUGAUUUGAGAGGUAAAAGAGCAUUCAUAGCUGGUGUUGCUGAUGACAAUGGAUAUGGUUGGGCUAUAGCAAAAUCUCUUGCUGCUGCUGGAGCUGAAAUUCUUGUUGGAACAUGGGUACCUGCGCUCAACAUAUUCGAGAGCAGUCUAAGACGUGGAAAAUUUGAUGAAUCACGCGUAUUGCCAGAUGGGUCAUUAAUGGAUAUCACCAAAGUUUAUCCCAUGGAUGCUGUUUAUGACUCACCUGAGGAUGUACCUGAAGACGUGAAAACAAAUAAACGUUAUGCCGGCUCUUCGAAUUGGACAGUUCAGGAGCUUGUUGAAUCUGUGAAAAAGGAUUUUGGCAGUAUCGACAUUCUUGUUCACUCCCUUGCAAAUGGACCAGAGGUAAGCAAACCACUUUUAGAGACAUCGAGAAAUGGAUAUCUUGCCGCCCUAUCUGCAUCAAGUUACUCCUAUGUUUCUCUACUCAAGCAUUUCCUUCCAAUAAUGAAUACAGGAGGUUCAUCGAUUUCUCUAACAUACAUUGCUUCUGAAAGAAUAAUCCCCGGAUAUGGUGGAGGCAUGAGCUCGGCAAAGGCUGCUUUGGAGAGCGAUACUCGUGUAAUGGCCUUUGAAGCUGGAAGAAAACACAAAGUCAGAGUCAAUACGAUUUCUGCAGGUCCAUUGAGGAGUAGAGCUGCAAAAGCCAUUGGAUUUAUCGACAUGAUGAUUGAUUACUCACUGGCUAAUGCGCCCCUGCAGAAAGAACUAUCAGCAGAGGAGGUGGGGAAUGCUGCUGCCUUUCUGGCGUCGCCAUUGUCUUCUGCUAUCACAGGGGCUGUUGUGUAUGUUGACAAUGGCCUAAAUGCAAUGGGAGUCGGAGUCGACAGUCCGAUCUUUGCGAACCUUGACAUUCCAAAAGAAAAGUGAAUCUAGAGAAGCAAUGUUCACUCAGCGGAUGGUGUUGAAAUUUUUAUAUUUAGCCUAAAAUAAAUGUUCUUAUCCAUCAAUGCAUUUACACAAUUUAUCACAUUGUGGAGUUUGGGGACUCCUUUCACUGAUACUGUAAUAACAUUUGCGGUUAACAUUUGA